AUGGAUCGAACAUCGCGUAGACGUGCUGGGCAACUAAUUAGCAGUAUGAAGGCCAAUAAGCGCAAAAAUAAUGAUGCUCUGCCAUCAACUGUGUUCAGCAACCAAGGCUCUGCGCUCAGCAAUAGCGGUACCAUCAUUGUGAACGUUAUUUCUGGAGCUAAAGAAGAUGAUAUAAAAAUGAUUAUACUAUUUUACAUAACAGGUCUAACCCUGAAAAAGUAUAUGAAUCCAAAAGACAGAAGGUUGAUCAUGUGGAAGACGCUGACAGCAGGCAAGUUGAAAGUGAAGAAGAUCUAUGGGAUGCUUGGCGUCAUUACAUUUAUGAGCCCUGAGAAGUAUCAUGUGAUUGAGUGUGGCUACUCCAUCAAAUGUAAGCCAAGUAUCCCUCAACAACUCUAUGAUCACUUGGAUACCGCAACUGUCACAAUAAACAAUCCUUUUAAGCAGCAUCCAGAGUAUAGUCUUGCUGUGCUUGAAGCACUAAAACCUUUGCCUAAAAAUUGGAAAGCAGCAAGAAAAGCUGUUGUUAAUCCUGAAGACAAUGAUGACGAUGAUGAAGGAGAAGAAAGCAAAGAAUUUUUACAAGAAUUAUUUCUAAUUAUGCAAAAGAAGGAUGUGGCUGCUGUAUUAAAAGAAUCUAAAGCCAGCUACAACUUGUUUGUCUUUUGGCCAUUGAUAAGUCUUGCUGCUGGGGAAUAUAUUUUGAAAGCCUCAAAAGAAGAAUAUAGAGCAGAUGCGUGUAUUCUUGAUGAGAAUGAUAGAGAUUAG
Messenger RNA from Gilbertella persicaria, 768 nucleotides. RefSeq lists its product as uncharacterized. The coding region runs from base 1 to 768 and encodes 255 amino acids. The record is from RefSeq and is a predicted model, not a curated record. Lineage: Eukaryota; Fungi; Mucoromycota; Mucoromycetes; Mucorales; Choanephoraceae. The transcript has 6 exons.